This is a messenger RNA of Tarenaya hassleriana, 1009 nucleotides long. Its product is annotated as CASP-like protein 4A4. Bases 217 to 867 code for a protein of 216 amino acids. Lineage: Eukaryota; Viridiplantae; Streptophyta; Magnoliopsida; Brassicales; Cleomaceae. The record is from RefSeq and is a predicted model, not a curated record. The transcript has 3 exons.
UAAUUUAUAAGCAUGUAGUUUACAUACGGAAAAUUGGUCAUCAGACAAGCAUAUAAUAUAUAAGAUUAACAAAUUUCCGCUAAAACUUCGUGGAAAACCUCUAAUUAUAAAAUAUAAAUCAAACCCAGACACACUUCAACCAUCAAGUUUCAGUUUUCGGCUCAGACAAAUAUCAAUUUCUGUUCGAAUUUAUAUUAUCACAUACGUAUCUAAAGGAUGAAAGAGCACAGCGAUCACGUAGUAGUGAUAGCCUGCGCAUCUCCGGUAGCUGACGGUGGCACAACGGCGGCGAUUCAGUCUCCCUUUCCAUCUCCGGCGACCGUUCCAGCGAUGACGCCGUCGCCGUUCGCCGUAUCCGUCGCGUCGACGAGGUUCAGUUCCCGGCGGCGGCCGUCGGAUCAUGUGUCGGGCGUCGUUCUCCGGUUCAUGGCUCUCGUCUUCUCCUUCGUCUCUGCUCUUUCGCUGGCUAUUCAGACGCCGUCGUCGAGACCAAGACAUCGGAAUCAGAGUUCCGGUUUCGCUGCUCAUCCUGAACUCGUGUAUUGUUUUGGGGUGGCCUUGACAGCAUUCUUGUACUCAGCUCUGCAAACAUUCAAAGGAGUUUGUGAUGUUUCCCACAGAGGAGUUUUAAUCUCCGAUUCCCUCUCUGAUUAUGCCAGCUUCAUCCUCGACCAGAUAAUGUGUUAUCUUCUGGUGUCAUCCUCUUCGGUGGCAAUUGCAAAGAUCCAAGAUAUGGAUGGAGAAGACAUGAAAACACUGAGAAAGGGUUCCAUUGUAUCGGCUUCGAUGUCAUUCUUAGCUUUCUUUGUCUUGGCCAUUUCUUGUCUCUUCUCUGGUUACAAGCUUUGCAAGAGAUUCAUUUGGUAACAACCUCUCUCUCUCUCUAUAUAGAUAUACAUAUAUAUAUAUAUAGAGAGAGAGAGAGAGGGGCGUGUGUGUUUAAAUGUUUUUGUUGUUUUAGAAGACAUGUACAAUUGGUCUAUAAUGUGUUUACCAACUCUCACUUUCA